This is a messenger RNA of Mercenaria mercenaria, 2484 nucleotides long. RefSeq names its product cytochrome P450 2C31-like. The transcript is spliced from 9 exons. Gene Ontology annotation, molecular function: iron ion binding; heme binding; steroid 17-alpha-monooxygenase activity. Bases 360 to 1850 code for a protein of 496 amino acids. The record is from RefSeq and is a predicted model, not a curated record. Gene Ontology annotation, biological process: progesterone metabolic process; hormone biosynthetic process. NCBI's taxonomy places the organism in Eukaryota, Metazoa, Mollusca, Bivalvia, Venerida, Veneridae.
CAAAAAAAAGUAUUAUCAGAUCUUUUCGUCAGUACUGACCAUUUAAUACAAGAGUUUUCAUUGUCCUCUCAUUAAAUAGAAUACUAUAUACCAACGAACUCUGAAUGCGGUAAUAGGAACGAAUUUUAAUUUACUACAUCAUCAAGAAUCGAUUCCGGUUGGUAUUUCACGGUAUUUAAGCCGUAUUGGACACCUUUUUGAAAGACGUUAUUUGAAACUGAUUCACCAGCAUUGCACAUCAACAAGACAAAUGGAAAAUUCUUCAGCUGUGAAAUAAUUGUGAUGCAAGAAGACGUUUAAUCAAACUUUAAUAAUAUUAGGUAUUGACGAUUGUCUGGAACAGUCAGAUUAGAAACAGGAUGUUCUCUGAACUAGCACUGACGGGAAUAGCCCUAGCUUUUUUGGCUUAUUUUUGGAGGAGAUUUUCCAGCAAGCCAGCGUCGAAUUUGCCACCUGGACCAGAGGCGACAUCUGUAUGGGGAAAUUUUAAGGAUUUAGACACAGACGGCGUUCAUAGGAGUCUUCAUAAAUUGUUUGAGAAAUAUGGACCUGUUGUUCAUAUUCGUUUGCUAAAGAGGCAUGUUGUGAUACUGAACACCUCAGAUGUGAUGAGGAAAGCCUUCGAUACAGUCGAAUUUGAGGAAUGCCUUAAUGACAAGGCAAAAGGGUUCUUCGGGACAUAUCUGGUUUAUGGCCAUGCUGAUAUUCUGUUGGGUCCAUACACGGAAAGGACGUUUAGGCUAAAAGAGGUCAUGCACAAAGGCUUACAGCCCUCCAUGUCUACUAAGCAACUGCAGUCAGAGCUACAACAACUGGUUGAUGGUUUCAAAAAUCAAAUUGGAAAAGAUUUUUGUCCUAGAAAGUCCAUUGAAAGCAGUAUUGCGGGAAUCAUGACAAUGCUUAUUGCAGGCGAACGUAAAGACAAUGAUGAGAAAAUUAUAAGUGACUUUGUGUUCUGGUCUAAUAAACUAUUAAGUCCAAGAGUAGAGAGCUUGUUGAAAAAUUUACCAUUUCUUAGACAUUUUCCUGGUGAACCGGGUAGUUUGUAUGCUUUAGCCAAGAAAAAGAGGGAUAUUCUGCUGCAAAGGUUCCUGACUGAUUAUCGUGAAACUUACAAAGCCGGAAUUAACAGAGGACUUGUUGACACUUGCUUAAAUAUACAAGAGCUGGAGACACAGAAAGAUGGAUCGUGUUGGCUGACAGAUGAUAUGAUUAGGGCACUUAUCUUAGACACAAUCGGAGGGGGCUUCGUCUCCACAUCGAACACGAUUUUGGCGACAAUAUUAAACUUGUUAAACAACCGACGCUGUUUGGAUAAGAUGGUAGAAGAGAUCAAUGCAGUUUUAAGCAAUGGAAAGUUCUGUACUUGGGCUGAUGUGAAAAUAAUGCCAUACUGUUAUGCAGUCAUUCUUGAGACCCAGAGAUACUCUACGCUGGUACCGAUUGUUAGCCAUUACUGUUCAACAAAAGAUGUAGAGUUUGAAGGAUAUACUAUACCACGUGACACAAUGGUCUGGGGAAAUAUAUGGUCCGGUCAUCAUGACGAGGCGGCGUGGACAAAUGCAUGGACUUUUAAUCCAGAAAGAUUCCUCGAUAGUACGGGUAAUUUAUUGCCAGAGGAGGAUCCUCUGCGAAAAAGACUUAUACCACUUGGAGUUGGGAAGAGAUACUGUGUUGGAAGUGAUUUUGCCAUGUCGCGAUUGUUCACAUACAUUGUAACAUUAGUGCAGCAUUUUGAUAUUCUGUCUCCAAAAGACACGGAACUAGUUUCAGGCAAUCCAAAUAAUUACACAGGUGGAGCAGUACUACAAGUAGAAGACUUUAUGCUUAGAGUAGAAAGAAGAAACUAAUAUGACAAGAAUCUCAAAAUGCCUGAUAUUAUUGAAAUCAUUACUGAUUUAUAGAUUUAUUUAUUCUAAAAAUAUUUUGUUGUGUGUUUCACUUACGCUUUCAAAAUGACAAAAACACUACGUGACGGUAUAAAACAAAACAAGACAGAACAAAAGAACCAAAGGAAAUAACUUCUUAAUCAUUACAUGUAUUUUAAUUGCAUAUGAUCAGUGUUAUUUUUAGCUUUAUUAUCAGCAUAAAAGCUUCAGAAUUGAACUUAAGGGUUGUUCAGUAUAAAUGUGUAAAUGUCAGUAUAUUGUUAUUUGAAUAGUAUGCCCGAGCUAAAAGGAUACAAUACUAUGUCUUUUGUGUAUUAAUUUAUACAUGACAUAAUUUCAUAUUAAUUAACUUUACAUAUACACUGGAUUUGCUCAUAAUAAGCAGAAUCUGAUCCCAUCGUGGAAUGUGACAGAUAUUUAUGUGUUAAGCAAUUUCAGAAUUUUCUUAAUGAUUAGGAAGAAAUAAAGUUCGCUUAUACAUAUAAAGCAUUUUUUAUAUAUGAUGUAUUAAUAUAUCGUGAACCUAUUUCUAAAUUGUUAUAUAGCUAUAUAUGUAUUUGUCAAAGUAUUUAAUAAAGUUUGUUGUUUUUCUUUA